Molecule: messenger RNA, 279 nt
Organism: Entrophospora sp. SA101
Lineage: Eukaryota; Fungi; Glomeromycota; Glomeromycetes; Entrophosporales; Entrophosporaceae
Source: the annotation of a GenBank genome assembly
AUGGAUAAAUUAAGUGAUAAAAGUGAUUUGUACAGAUUUACCAAGCGAAAUAUUCAGAUGAACAAGAAAUUAAAUAAUAUUGUUAGAAUAUUUUACCUGCCGGAAUCACACGAUUCUUUAAUUAACACUAUAGGAUAUUUUAGUCAUAAAUAUGACGAUGACAAUAAAAAUAUGAAUAAUCAAAAUACACAACUUCUAGUAAUCUAUAAAGAAUGUGGAUUAGGCGAGGAAUUAUUUUUUGAUAAUAUUAAAUCACUGGAUAAACUCAAGAUUGAAUGA